AAUACAAUUAAUCCAUAAAACGCCCCGACCUCUGGCGUUUUCCAGCAGCCUGAAGUUCAGCAGAAAGGGCUUCCUUUCUUUCCCCAGAUUCGUCAUCUGAGCAACCUGCAGUUCAGCAGAACCCUGACCUCUGGUGUUCCGGUGCCCUUUUUGGAGGAACACUGAGAACUAAGAUUGGUGAAGAGGAUAGUAUGAAGUCAGAUGAAGCUUCAAAAAAAGCAUCACUCCGUCCGCUGGUGAAGUUUAAUAAGGCAUUCAAAUUGGCUGAACAAUGGGUUAAUAGUAUGAGUCAAUUGGAGGAUGAAAAAUUUGCUAAAGUAGAGGUUCGGCCUUCCAGGCUUGGGGUUGGUGCAGCAGUUGCCCGUGAAUCCAAAGUCGUUCAGUCAAAUGACCCGAUUGAAAGAAGAUUACGUGCUAAAUUGGAAUCUCAUAAGAAGAAAGUUGUCAAGAAUGCUGAGGAACCUGGAGGGCCUACACUGAAUGGAAAUUCUCAAGAAGAUAGUGACGACGAGGAACUAGGGAGCAAAACAAAAGCAUUUGUGAAAAAGAGGCCUGCUGAUUGGACUUUAUCUCUACAACAAGGAAAGAAAAAACUUAAGUAACUCUGUGGAUACAGUAGGACUGUCUGAAUCAGACCUUUAGUUUCCUCACACAUAUAUAGCUAAAAGGGGGUUCUAGGUUUAUUCCUGACUUUGGUUAUUUUAGUGCACAAGAUCCUUUUUCAUAGGUUGUGCAAAACUUCAAAUCAGUAUACGCCUGGGGAACUGCCUUUCAAGCCAACUGCAAGUGAAGAAUGCGAGCUUCCUGUUGUAGUAGAGGAGAGAAGCUAUAAGCUGGUCAUCUUUUUAAGUUGAUCCUAAUCAUUCUAUGAACUUGAACCGGAACCUGAGGCAGCGUGUCUGCAAUUACUGCUGGGAGGUCUAUUCUAUUUACUGUAGGUCCUUUAGUGGCUAAUCUACUUGCCCUUGUUAUGUUGCAGCUUCUCUUAAGGAGUCGCUUUUGGUCCUGUUGUUAAAAUUAAGAGAGAUAUGUUGAUACUUUUUUCAAGGUUUGACCAUCUUUGUUAAUCUUCGAAAGAACUUAUUAAAGAUUUUAGUGUCAAAAAAUUUCAAGUGUGAUCAUGUGUUUGGGUGAUUUAGAGACGUUCAUCUCAGUUGUAAGGCAGGUGAUUAGAAUCUAGAAUACGUUUGGAAACCAUUGUCAGCAGGGUGAAACUUGUUUCCUGAAUCCUGUGUAAUGAGACAAAGGAAAAGGAAAAGUUGAAUGUAAUACAUCGGUUGAUUUAUUA
This is a messenger RNA of Coffea eugenioides, 1288 nucleotides long. RefSeq lists its product as uncharacterized. NCBI's taxonomy places the organism in Eukaryota, Viridiplantae, Streptophyta, Magnoliopsida, Gentianales, Rubiaceae. The transcript is spliced from 4 exons. Bases 192 to 602 code for a protein of 136 amino acids. The record is from RefSeq and is a predicted model, not a curated record.